Eremothecium cymbalariae DBVPG#7215 is the source of this 1278-nucleotide messenger RNA. It is a transcript of the gene RPT3, whose product is annotated as proteasome regulatory particle base subunit RPT3. The record is from RefSeq and is a predicted model, not a curated record. Lineage: Eukaryota; Fungi; Ascomycota; Saccharomycetes; Saccharomycetales; Saccharomycetaceae. Gene Ontology annotation, cellular component: proteasome regulatory particle, base subcomplex. Bases 1 to 1278 code for a protein of 425 amino acids. The transcript has a single exon. Gene Ontology annotation, molecular function: ATP binding; proteasome-activating activity; ATP hydrolysis activity. Gene Ontology annotation, biological process: proteasome-mediated ubiquitin-dependent protein catabolic process.
AUGGAAGAAUUAGGUAUCAAUCAGCAAGGAGAAAUUGCUGUUUCUCAGCCAGUAGCAUUAUCAUACGGAUCUUUGGUCUCGCAUUUGAAGAAUAAUAAUAGUACAGGUGUAAAUGGGGUGAAUUCAGAUGUUUACUUGAAGUUGAAGAAGUUUGAGAGGGAGUAUGAGUUAUUGACAUUACAAGAGGAAUAUAUUAAAGAUGAGCAGCGUCAUUUAAAGAGGGAAUUGUUACGAGCGCAGGAGGAAGUUAAGAGGAUUCAAUCAGUCCCUUUAGUUAUUGGACAAUUUUUAGAACCCAUUGAUGAAAGCACUGGUAUUGUAUCUAGCACAACUGGUAUGAGCUAUGUUGUUAGGAUUCUAUCUACACUAGAUCGUGAGCUUUUAAAACCUUCUACUUCUGUUGCUCUUCAUAGGCAUUCUAAUGCUUUGGUGGACAUAUUGCCUCCAGAUUCUGACUCCAGUAUAUCUAUCUUGGGCAAUAAUGAGAAGCCCGACGUGACCUAUGCGGACGUUGGUGGUUUGGAUAUGCAAAAGCAAGAAAUCAGGGAGGCCGUUGAGUUACCGUUAGUCCAGGCAGAUCUUUACCAACAGAUCGGUAUAGAUCCACCAAGGGGCGUUUUACUCUACGGCCCCCCAGGUACAGGUAAAACAAUGUUAGUGAAAGCUGUAGCCAACAGCACUAAUGCGGCAUUUAUCAGGGUUAAUGGCUCUGAGUUUGUACAUAAAUACUUGGGUGAAGGUCCUCGUAUGGUUCGUGAUGUGUUCCGUCUAGCCAGAGAAAAUGCACCAUCAAUUAUCUUUAUUGAUGAAGUCGAUUCGAUUGCCACGAAGCGUUUUGAUGCUCAAACUGGUUCUGAUCGUGAGGUUCAGCGUAUUCUAAUUGAAUUAUUGACACAAAUGGAUGGGUUCGAUCAAAGUACUAACGUGAAGGUUAUCAUGGCAACUAAUAGGCACGACACCCUAGACCCAGCUCUAUUGAGACCUGGCAGAUUAGAUAGAAAGAUCGAAUUUCCAUCGUUACGUGAUAGAAGGGAACGUCGUUUAAUAUUUGGAACCAUUGCUGCGAAAAUGUCGUUGGCGCCAGAAGUUGACUUAGAUUCUUUAAUUAUCAGAAAUGAUCCUCUAUCAGGUGCUUUGAUUGCGGCAAUUAUGCAAGAAGCUGGCCUACGUGCUGUGAGGAAAAACAGAUAUGUAAUACUUCAGCGUGAUUUGGAAGAAGCCUACGCUUCACAAGUUAAGACUGGAAGUGAUGUUGACAAGUUUGAUUUCUAUAAAUGA